Vanderwaltozyma polyspora DSM 70294 is the source of this 2070-nucleotide messenger RNA. It is a transcript of the gene STR2, whose product is annotated as cystathionine gamma-synthase. Gene Ontology annotation, molecular function: pyridoxal phosphate binding; cystathionine gamma-synthase activity. Gene Ontology annotation, biological process: transsulfuration. NCBI's taxonomy places the organism in Eukaryota, Fungi, Ascomycota, Saccharomycetes, Saccharomycetales, Saccharomycetaceae. The record is from RefSeq and is a predicted model, not a curated record. The transcript has a single exon. Bases 1 to 2070 code for a protein of 689 amino acids.
AUGAUAGCAUCGAAGGUAGGGCAAUCGAUUCCGCCUAACACAAGCCAUGCUAUAUCCGUGUGUUUGCCUACUUGGGAAGAUAAUAUAGCGUAUUCGAAGGGCGAUUCUGAUCUGUUGAGCCGGCUGCAGACUGGAUAUCCUAGGUUUAAUAUCCACAAGUCAGUACAACGGCUAUGUGAGGUGCUUACUGAUAAAUAUGCGAAGGAAAAUGAGUCUUGCUUGUGUUUCCCUUCUUAUAAAGUAGCCAAGCGUUGUCGUGAAUAUAUCAGAAUCAAGUCUUCAAGGGAAGCUUUAAGAGUACCAAAAGUUAGAAUCUUACAAUUGGCAACUUCAAAACCAGUCACCAUAGAGGAGGCAAGAUGGAAAAAAGAAUGCAGAAUUGCAGUUGUGUUCGUGGAUAAAAAAUAUUAUAAAUUCAUACAACAGUAUUGGCAAUACACCGGGGAAAUUAUCUCGAGCAGAUUGGCGGAAUAUGUCUUGCAUGAACUUUUUAUAGUGGAAAAGUCCAGUCAGUCAAUGAAAUCUCCAAAUAAAGGAUCUACGCAUUUAGAACAAAGGGAUAAAGAGGAAUACAUAGAAACAAGAUAUGGCAGAAAUUUAAACUUUGCAUUUGGAAAUAGAGCUAAAGGUUUGAUCAAGAGAAGAAUAGCAACAAAAGUAGCGGAUAAUAUAGAAUUGGAAGCGGAGGAUUUCGAAAAUUACCAUUUGGAUAGCCAUUUGAAUUUGAAUAACCAUCAGAAUCCAACUUUGGAUAUAAAUACAGAUUUCUUGGAUACCAUGAAUGACGACGAUCAUCAUCCUAGAUCUCAUGAUAUAAUAUCUACCAUUCCACCAGAACCGAUUGAAAUGGAUACCCCAAACGAUAAUUUGAGCUCAAUUAAUAGUUUCGUUUCUGUGUCAAAUGAUAUUAACGAAAAUAAUAGACCUAACAUGAGAAUUGAUGCUGAGAAAGAUGUAUUUUUGUUUCCUAGUGGUAUGGCAUCUUUAUUUACAGCACAUAGGCUUCUUCUAAAUCUAGACGCAAGACGUGUACAACGUUCAAGAUCAUCUUCAAAUGUUGCAACUAACACUAACAAUGGAUUAGCAGACAAUUCAAUCAAUACAGGAGCAUCGAUAGGUUAUGGUCCUCCCUACAAGAAGACAGUGUUAUUUGGAUUCUCAAAUAAUGAUACUAAAAACAUACUAAGUGAAUUUAAUCAUACGCAUUAUUUUGCAUGUGGAGAUUCUAAUUCUUUAAAAGAUUUAGAAUGUACAUUGCAUUCAGGAGAGCAAAUAUUAGCUGUCUUUGUUGAAACACCUUCAAACCCAUUAUUAAAAAUGCCAGAUCUCGCACAUUUAAGGCGGUUGGCUAAUCUAUAUGGGUUUUAUAUCAUUAUUGAUGAAACAAUGGGAGGCUUUGUCAAUAUUGACGUAUUGCCUUAUGCAGAUAUUGUUUGUAGCUCAUUGACAAAAAUAUUUAGUGGUAGCUCGAACGUUAUUGCCGGUUCAAUGGUAUUGAAUCCACAAGAAAAGCUUUACAGUUUUGCUCAAGUCUUCAUGAGUCAAUUGGGAGAAUACGAAGAUCAUUUAUGGUGUGAAGACGCCAUCUAUCUAGAACGAAAUUCCCGUGAUUUUAUUGCUAGAACUAUCAAAACUAAUCAAAAUACCGAGUUUUUGUUGAAGAAAGUGUUGUUAGCACAAGAAGGACCUUCGAAAUUAUUCAAAAAAAUCUUUUAUCCAAGCCUCACUUCCGCAGAGUCCAAAGUAAAUUAUGAUGCCGUUAGAUGUAAAUCUAUUGAUAAGGACAGUGAUGAAGAAGGUGGUUAUGGGGGUCUGUUCUCAUUGGCAUUCAACAAAAUUGAACAAGCUAAGAUAUUUUUCAAUGAAUUGAACCUAAGUAAGGGGCCAUCGUUGGGAACAAAUUUUACGUUAUCAUGUCCCUACACAGUGCUAAUGUAUUAUGACAAAUUAGAUGAAGUUGCAAAAUACGAAGUUGAAGAAAGCUUAGUUAGAGUUAGCAUUGGUAUUGAAUCUCAAGAUGAAUUGCAAAAAGCAUUUCAACAUGCAAUUGACGAAGCACUAAACGUAUGA